Molecule: messenger RNA, 939 nt
Organism: Marmota flaviventris (yellow-bellied marmot)
Lineage: Eukaryota; Metazoa; Chordata; Mammalia; Rodentia; Sciuridae
Product: olfactory receptor 5J3-like
Biological process (GO): G protein-coupled receptor signaling pathway
Cellular component (GO): membrane
Molecular function (GO): olfactory receptor activity; G protein-coupled receptor activity
Source: RefSeq, a predicted model, not a curated record
AUGGGAGGCUGGAAUCAUACAGGUGUGGAGGAAUUCCUUCUGGUAGGAUUAACUGAAAAUCCUGAUUUGCAGAUCCCUCUCUUCUUACUCUUCACCCUUAUUUAUCUCAUCACUCUGACAGGUAACUGGGGGAUGAUUGUCUUGAUCAGAUUAAGCACCCAGCUUCACACUGCCAUGUACUUCUUCCUUAGCAAUCUCUCUUUUUGUGAUAUUUGCUACUCUACUGUCUUUGCUCCUAAGAUGCUGAUCAAUUUCCUAUCCAAACAUAAGUCCAGUACGUUUUUUGGCUGUGUUCUACAGAGCUUCUUUUUUGCAGUGUAUGUAACCACAGAGGGCAUCCUCUUGUCUAUGAUGGCUUAUGACAGGUAUGUGGCAAUAGCAAACCCCUUGAUGUAUACAGUCGUUAUGACACAAAGCGUCUGUAUUCAAAUGGUCCUUGCAUCUUAAUUGGGUGGUCUCAUUAAUUCGCUGACACACACGAUAGGAUUGCUCCAACUAGACUUCUGUGGUCCUAAUGUUGUGAAUCAUUACUUCUGUGACAUCCCUCCUCUCCUGAGGCUUUCGUGUUCUGAUGCCCAUACCAAUGAGAUGCUGCUUUUAGUCUUCUCUGGGGUCAUUUCAGUGUUCACUUUUAUCGUCAUCAUGGUCUCCUAUAUCCGCAUCAUUAUUGCCAUCCAGAGAAUCCGCUCUGCUGAGGGCAGGCACAAAGCCUUCUCCACCUGUGCUUCACACCUGACUGCAGUGAUCUUAUUUUAUGGGUCUGUGACCUUCAGCUACAUCCAACCAAGCUCUCAGUAUUCCCUUGAACAGGAGAAGGUGUCUGCUGUGUUUUACACAUUGGUGAUCCCCAUGCUAAACCCACUGAUUUACAGCCUGAGGAACAAGGAUGUGAAAGAUGCAGCAAAAAAAUCACUUCUAUGGAAGAGAAACCCCACUUGA